UUUAACUAAGCAGAAAUCUCUGCAUAAAAGUCUACAGUAACAACUUUACAUCUACAACCAAACCAAUCAACACCAAUGUUUUAAGACGAUAAAUCUAUACAUUUUAAUUUGGGAAAUUUGCCAAUAUGGAACUAAAUCUCUAAAGUAUUGUCCCCUUAGAACUAAAUUCUCUAACCUUGUCCGUAUAGAAUUAAUUCUUGUCCCCUUAGAACUAAUACUUUGUGAAUCUACUAUUUUGUCCUUUUUUUUAUAAUAUAGUUAAUAACAUUUUAAAAACUAUAUGAAUUAAAAAGGAAAUACUUAAUUAAAUAAAAAUAGGGCAAUUUUUCCCAACUCUCCAUCUCGUUCUCUCCGACUCUCUUUCCCAAUCGAGAGACGAUUUCUUUCUCGCCGGCGACACCUUCCGCCUCUGAGAUUCUUGGUUCGUCGGAGAGCUUCAACGAGGAGACUCAUCGCUUCUUCCUCCUCCUUCUUGCGUAUUUCCUCUGUUAGUGCCACCGGUUAGAUUGUCGUUCUUAUCUCCGCCGCCGCCGACCAUCGAAGCUGCUCAAGCUCGGGAGUAGCUUCUCCUCCCCGAUUAAGGACGAUUAGUUUCACAGUUGUUUUCUUUUGCUCUUCCUUCAUCUCGGUUCUGACAAUUUGAAGGUUAGGCUUUGAAAUCCCCUUUACGAUUUUGCUUUUUUUUUGUUUGUUCUUUAUGUUUAUUUGCAUGUACUACAAAUUGUAGGUUUAAAACACAAAUCGAAACAAGUUUAUGGUUUUCAGAGGCGGAAUGUGGUUGAGUGGGGUGUGAGAUUGGCUUGUUGUUGAGGUGAUUUUGAGUUCUAGUUUGUUUGGUAUCGGCUUUACUAAGGUUUAGAAUUCAUAAUAGACUUGAAAAAGCUAAUGACUUUGACAUGCUUUAGACAUCGAUUUUACAUACUUGUUUUGGGAUCGAGUUUGUUAUUUGAAUUGAAUUUGUCGAUAGUGUGUAGUCUUUUGUUAUUCAUUUGGUGCGUAGCUUUGACUCUGUUUUAUUUUAGAGGAAAACACUUUUGCUAGUUGAUUAUAUUUUGUUUUGAUUUGUGUUUCUAACUAGUUUUGAAUUGUAAAAAACUAGUUAAAUGUGAGAUGGUUAUUUUUGGUUCGCUGUUAACUUAUGGAAUCCAUGUUUUUUAGGAAUGGCUCACCAGUUUCCUAAACGCAUUCUUCAAGAAGGUGCUGAGACGCAAAUGGAUAAGAUUAACAACACAUGUAGAAGGACGCUUCUGAAGGCGGUAAAGGUGGCUCUGAAAGAUGAGUAUGAGGAAGUUUUGAAAGACCCUGUCUUCGGGCCUCUUCUGGCGAUCAUAGAGAACAACCUCAUCUACUCAGGGAAGAUUAUUCACAGCUUCAUGUGCAAGCAGCUCAGGGUUUCCAAGCUUCACGAGCUGUGGUUUAUUUUUGCGAAGAGGCCUCUUAGGUUUUCUAUGCAAGAAUUUUAUGCUGUGACUGGAUUGAAGUACAAAGAGGAACCCGACGUAGACUUCAUUAACUGGAAGAAUGAUAAGGGGUUCUGGGCUAAUGCGCUGAAGACCAAUGCGAAGAUCAACUUAUAUACUAUAAGGGAUGAGCUCCUUAAGGUGUGUAACGAGUGGUCGUAUGUGGACAGAGUGAGGUUAGUGUAUCUGUCCAUUAUACAAUCAUUCCUCAUGGCUAAGGAUUGGAAAGUGUAUAUCCCUCAAGAAUACAUCCGCUUGGUGAUGGAUUUUGAGAAAUUGAGGAUGUAUCCUUGGGGUCUUCGCGCUUAUGAUGAGCUGAUUGCAUCAAUACUCAGAGCAAGAGAAGAUGUGCAUACGAAGAACAGCUACGUGUUGGAUGGAUUCUCAUAUGCGUUUCAGAUAUGGAUUAUGGAGGCAAUUCCAGACAUUGGUUCUAUGGUGGGUAAAAAAAUAAAAAAAAACGUGAAGAAAAUGAGAUGUAGGAAUUGGAAAGGUAGUGGUAAAGUAUCCUACCAAGAUAUCACCAGCCUAGAGUCCCACUUUGAUAAGGGAGAGCUGUUCACAUUUAUAUCAUCUACUGGUGAUUUCGAUGUGAUUGCUGAUACUGAGUUCCUUAGGGAAGAUGAAAAGAAGGACGAAAGAGUUGGUCGUAUUGUUGAAUUGAUCAAUGCGAAACAAGACUGGACGCAUUUCGAUUGGGAAGUUGAGUCUUUGCCUGCACAUAUGGACCUUUCUGAUUCAGAACAAGAUGAACCGGCUGAUGUUGCAGAAGAACCGUCAGAACAAGAGGAAGCGACUGUAGUUGCAGGGGAACCGGCUGUUACUGCGAAAAGAGGCAAGCGCAAGCUAAUUGAUCCUGGUGCCGAGUCUCGAAAGAAACAACUGCUUUGUCAACGUGCGGCUGAACACAACAGUGGUGUCUCUAGUGAAAUGAAGACCUUCAUUGAAGGUUUGUUCACCGCUUCUUUCAACUCUUUUAAGGAAGUGGUGCAGAAGGACAUACAUGAGCGUUUUGACAACGUUGCCAAUGAGGUGUCUCAACUCAAGGAACAAGUCUCUCAGCUUAAGGGUCUAUCGGAAACAGUGGGAAAAGGCAACACAUCCGAGAUUCUCUCUCCUUCAGCAACAAUUGGAAAAGACCAAGGACCAUCAUCUCAUAGUACGGGUCCUCCCGCAGAAAGGGAAAAGGAUGUUCAAACUGAUGAAAAUGAAAUGAUGGAUUUUUUGAAGAAUUUGACCAAAUCAGCGAGAUGUGUAGAUAAGGGGACCCAAGACUCUUUACAAGAAGCCAUGGGAAACCUUUCUCAAGCAUCUCAUGUUAAAGGUUUUGAUCCUUCACAACAUCUGGAUGGUGAUGAACCAGCUGACUUUGCCACUCCACUGUCUUCGUUUAAGCCUGCGGAUUGGAGACCACCUACUCUGAAAGACGUGGACUCACUUGAGGACCGGAUACAUGAUCCCGAUUACUCACUAGUGUUUGUCCCUGAGGCAUCAUGGGGCAAACUUGUUGACUGGACCAAAACUUUCAAAGAACUAAAAAUUGGACCAUCUAUGCUCACAAAUGAGUUAGUAACUCGUGUCGUCGGACCUUCAGAGUGGCUCCUGAAUAAGGAAAUUGAUGGUAUGAUGUGGUUAUUCACUGAGAGGACUUCCUUGCGGCGAUGGUUUCCAAAUAAAGUAGCCUUCAUGACAUGCUUGUUCAGUAAUCAAAUUACGAACUCUUACAACGAGUAUAAGAAGGACAAGAAGAAAUUCAAAGUGGGCGGACUGCUACAACAGUACGGCAUUGGCGAACUUCCAGCACACGGACGAACAAGACUAAUGUGGGAUCUUGAUGUUAACCGCAUGUAUGUCCCCCUAAAUGUUGGUAAGCACUGGAUCUCUAUGUGCGUCAACUUUGUUACUCGGUCGAUAGAGGUCUUUGACUGUGAGGGACUGAGACACCCCGGUGCAGUGGAGCCAUUUGCAGUUCUCAUCCCUAGAAUUGUCAAAGCCAUUCAGUCUUCUAAGAGUCGACAGUAUCAAGUCAAGCAGUAUACCGUCUCCUACGUCUCAAUGCCCUUCUUAUUGAACAAAAGUAGCAGUGACUGUGGAGUAUAUGCCUUGAAGCACAUUGAAUGCCAUCUUCUAGGCUUGGACUUUUCCCUGGUGAAUGACAACAACAUUCGUGAAGCGCGGCAGAAGAUUGCUUAUGACCUAUGGGAAGCUGCUAUUGAUCCUGUCCUUAUUGAAAGGAUGGCAAAAUUCACUCCCCCGAAGACAAUUUCAAGUGCUCUAGUGGAACUUGAAUAA
This is a messenger RNA of Brassica napus (rape), 3752 nucleotides long. RefSeq lists its product as uncharacterized. Bases 1161 to 3752 code for a protein of 863 amino acids. Gene Ontology annotation, molecular function: deSUMOylase activity. Gene Ontology annotation, cellular component: nucleus. The record is from RefSeq and is a predicted model, not a curated record. Lineage: Eukaryota; Viridiplantae; Streptophyta; Magnoliopsida; Brassicales; Brassicaceae. The transcript has 5 exons. Gene Ontology annotation, biological process: protein desumoylation.